AGUGAGCUCUGCUGUGCUCUGUAUCUCACUCAGUACCUUGCUCGGAAUUUGAAGAGUUCACACCUUGAGCCUCAGUUUAAAUAGAAAUUUCACCUCCUCCAAGAAGUGACUUUAACCUUGAGCCGUUUCAACAGUCUCUGCGAUGGGCUACUUGCAACUAUUGGUCUGUGUGAUCUUGUCUCUCCUGGACAGUGGGCAUGCCCUAAGCCAUUGUCCGGCUUUGUACAAGUUGUCAAACGGCCGUCAGUUUUUCCGCUAUGGUGGGAUUUACGUGAUUUUCUUUUGCAAUCCUGGAUUUAAACGUCAUGGAUUUCCGACCAGUAGCUGUGUGUCCGGUCGGUGGACCAGGGCACCUCCUGUUUGUGUUGCUUCUGGAUGUCCGGACAUUGGCACCAUCCUCCACGGAAGCAGCACUCUGUACGACAGUGGCUCAAUCGUCCGAUUUGUAUGUGACUCCGGCUUCACACUGCUGGGAUCGCGUACGCUUUAUUGCGACGGCAGUAACUGGAAUGGCACCAAGCCAAUUUGCAAAGUGACACAGAGAGCUCCUCACUCAUCUCCAAUUACAUCCAAAUCUUAUAGAUGGUUAAGAAGAUUAGAGGGUCAUAACAUUGAAGAAGACAGCAUCAUGGCUGAAAAAGACUCUGAAGGAACAAGAUGGCGGGCUUCUAAGGACCGGAUAUCUCCUAAUUACGAUUUGAAACAGCCUGGAUCAUUUGAUGGGACGGCUGAAAGGAUUACAACAUUAGCUACGAGUUCAAAGCCCACGCUCUCAAUGGAUGAGGAGGGACCAGGCUCACCGCCCCUUAAAAUUACCCAACACGGCACCAGUGAAUAUAUUUCCACUAGAAUAAAUGCAGCCCCUUCUCCUGCCAAUUCCAUCAUCCUGCAAUAUAAAAAGGAGGCUCCAAAUGUCAUUUCAGAUGUACUGCUGUCCAGUGACUCCAUCCCUGCUUGGUCAGUUAGUGGAAUCCUAACUCUGACAAGCCCAAGUCCUUGGUACAAGUCUAUGAGUGCAGUAACUGUGGGAAUGGCACCAGGUUUGGAAUCUCUGCACUCUCCAACAAAUACACCUGUCAAUCUGUACAAAACUGAAGGUGGCCCCGAAACAACAGUCCCCCCUGGUCCACAGAUGGAAAUAACCAGUCACAGUCAGAUGGCCAUUCAAAUAAAGGAAGAGCUAAUAUUCACGGAUCAGACAGUGCCACGAUUGAGCACAUUUAAUUUGCGAGCGAGCGCAAAUAAUCCAAAUCAGAUUGAAUUUACAAACCCCUUGCGAGCGAACCCGGUGGAUUUAGAUCAAGCCAAGGGAAGGCCCAGUUUGAGAAACAGCCUAUCAGGUUCAACUAACGGGGAGAUUGCCAGAACAUGGGCCAAUCACAUCCUGCAGAGUGAAGGCUGGUUAGCCAAUAAAGUCACUAGUACCCCAACAGAAGUGCGUGCUCCGAAACUCUCUGAGCCUGACCUACAGAAUGAACUGGUGGAUAUAAACAGGGUGGAUCAGAAUGAAUCAGCACACCUUAAUCUACAAAGACCCAUUGUGUGUCCCUCGCCACCGGUACCAGACCACGGCAUACUGUACUUCCACAACUUGGCCAGAGCAUCACCAUGGCAGUACAAAUACUACAUACAGUACGCCUGUAUUCCAGGCUACAGACUGGCGCACGGAGACCAGCUUAGCUUCUGUCAUAAUGGCACAUGGAGUGGAGAGACACCGGUCUGUGUAGAUAUAAACGAGUGCUGGGAGAUUCACAACAGCCAGCCACCAUGCGAGUGGAGCUGCUUCAACAUCCCCGGCUCUUUCCGCUGUCUUUGUCCCCGUGGCUACGUAUUAAACGCUGAUACGUAUCGGUGUGAAGACAUUAAUGAAUGUUCCUAUAAGCAUGGUGGCUGUUCUCACCUCUGCAUCAACACUAAUGGCAGAUAUCGAUGCGACUGUCCAGAAGGAUACACUUUUGGUCCGUACGACAAGAAGAAGUGCCAAAUGGUGAGGGUUUAGACAGUGAAACAUUUAUACACUGAUUACUUCAAACCUAAAUCCUACAGUGUUCCCCAUUGCUCAUAGACAUCACUCAUCAUGCAUUUAUUAUACACUGUUUCAACACCUUUGCUCACUGUCACCCACAGUAAAGGAGCCAUUGA
Messenger RNA from Stegostoma tigrinum, 2142 nucleotides. RefSeq lists its product as uncharacterized. Lineage: Eukaryota; Metazoa; Chordata; Chondrichthyes; Orectolobiformes; Stegostomatidae. The transcript has 6 exons. The record is from RefSeq and is a predicted model, not a curated record. Gene Ontology annotation, molecular function: calcium ion binding. Bases 143 to 1999 code for a protein of 618 amino acids.